This is a messenger RNA of Strongylus vulgaris, 999 nucleotides long. The record is from the annotation of a GenBank genome assembly. NCBI's taxonomy places the organism in Eukaryota, Metazoa, Nematoda, Chromadorea, Rhabditida, Strongylidae.
AGCCUGUGAUGAUAUCCUCCUCUUUCGAACUAUUAUGCAUAGUCCUCCUAGGACUAGGACACAUGUGCGUGUAUAUAGGAAACGACUCGCAAGUGGGUACAGUAGCAGAGCGCAAAGAAGCAGACGCUCCUCUGCGUUCUUGUUCAAGCUUACAUUCCUUGUGGAAUCAGUAACUCAUUCUGUGAACCGUCGAGAACCGGGCAGAAUAGAUGCACACGCCGGUUACUAUGGAGACGUGAGUGAUGAAAGCAACAAUGUAAGUGCCAACAUAGCUCUAAGCAGUGACCUCUCAAUUUACUCGCUUUUAUUUUAUGCAAAUACAUUUCAAAAAAUUGUUCCUUCUAGGCAAGCUGUAUGCUUCGUUGCUUUCAUGUUUGGAUGUCUUUUCACACCAUCGCUGUUACCUGUACUCUCCGCCAAAUGGGCACUUUUUCUUAGUUCCCUCUGCUGGACAGCCUAUCAUGCUAGUUUCUUCUAUUUGAAUAGUUACUUAUAUUACUUCUCCUGUACCCUAAUUGGAUUUGGGUUUGCGUAUACUAAGUGCCAGUGCGCAUCUGUUGACUUGGAAUUCUCUCAUCAUUUCCAGCUUAUUCUUCUCUUCGGGCUUAUUAGUACUUAUCUUAUAUUUCAACGACUCAGCAAAAAAGACAAAGGACAAUGUCACAAACUCCACUUUAAACGGCGUGGAAGUAAAAUCGCGCGAAUUUACCGACAGCGAUAUUCGGCUGAUGUAUGGAGUAUUCAUGAAGUCAUGUUCUCUUCCUUUGUGAAUCCGAACAUUUUGCUUCUCUCACCUUUAUUCUUUCAUAUUGGAAUUGUGACAGCAUUUUGGAUAGCUGUCUACCCAACGACUUUCCUCUUCACGGAAUCGCUCACUGUUCAUAAUUAUCUGCCAGCUUACUACAGUGCUUUUGCUGGUAUUGGAGAAAUUGGAAGUGCGUUUUGUCUUUCAUUCGGCGCCUCUUGUUUGUGCCUAAUAAGAAAAAGUGUGCCAUAAUU